Fomitiporia mediterranea MF3/22 is the source of this 873-nucleotide messenger RNA. RefSeq lists its product as uncharacterized. Gene Ontology annotation, cellular component: nucleus. NCBI's taxonomy places the organism in Eukaryota, Fungi, Basidiomycota, Agaricomycetes, Hymenochaetales, Hymenochaetaceae. Gene Ontology annotation, biological process: regulation of transcription by RNA polymerase II. Gene Ontology annotation, molecular function: DNA-binding transcription factor activity, RNA polymerase II-specific; RNA polymerase II transcription regulatory region sequence-specific DNA binding. The coding region runs from base 1 to 873 and encodes 290 amino acids. The transcript has a single exon. The record is from RefSeq and is a predicted model, not a curated record.
AUGUCCUCCUACUGUCAUCGAUGCAGGAGCUGGGUCCUUCACAAUAAAGCCUUAGUCCAGCGUCAACGCAGCUCUGCUAAUCAUCACUGUUGCCAUAUUUGCGACAUUGGCCUCCCCUCGUCCGCUGCACUAAGGGAACACAUCAAAAUCAAACAUUUCUACUGCCGUAUUUGCGACCUUCUGUUUGACGACUCGGACGACUUUCUCGAACACGGAGAAAGCGAUCAUUACACAUGCUGGCCUUGUGCCCGUAUAUUCACAUCCUUCGAGAUCUACAUCAAGCAUAACACGUCCAAGCACUACUUUUGCCACGAGUGCAAUCUUCCAUUUCUAUCCGAAGGCACUCUCACGAACCACCGUUCGACGACUCAUGGAUCAAGAUGGCUGCGUUGCCCAGGACGCCGGUGUAAAAAGAGGUUCUUGACUCCCUCCGGAUUAAUUCAGCAUGCAGAAAGCGGUGGAUGUCGGUCUGGCGUCACGCGUAAAGCUGUAAACGAAUACGUUGCAAAUCAGGACCGACAGAACGUCAUCACGAACCCUUUGCGUAUGAUUACCGGUUUUGACGGGAUUAACUACCCUCCCUCCGAACCUGAAUACCUGGCGACCGAAUUAUCGCGGAAUGGAAAAUGUUACGAGUGCUUCUUAUGCCGUAGCCAGUUUAAGACACUGGAAGGACUGAACCAGCAUCUAAAGAGCCCCUGUCAUCUCCAGAAGUUAUAUCAUUGUCCAAUGACGAGCUGUGCCAUGGAGUUUACUGUACUCAGUGCUCUUUGCCAGCAUGUGGAAAUGGGCUCGUGCGGCAUCCGAGAAACACGAAUAGUCCAGAAUGCGAUGGAAUACCUCGAACGUGGCAUGAAGGCCUUGUCUUUUUGA